GUUGGUCUCCAGGGGGCGACGCCACUGGUACUGCCUCACUGCGCAGGCGCCAGCCCUCCGCCCGCAUGCGCACCCGGUCCGGCGCGGCCUGAGGAGAUUUCAUUACACUCCCUCUGCAGCAGGCUCCAGUUUCUCCUCCUAUCUUCUCCAUUUUACUAGUCCCUGCAGGAUUUCGUUAGGGUAUUGUUUGGUGAAAGUAUCAUGGAAGUUCUGCGCCCACAGCUUGUAAGAAUUGGCGGACGGAUUUAUAGAAAAAAUCCCAUUCAAGAACAGACCUAUCAACAUGAAGAAGAAGAUGAAGACUUCUAUCAAGGCUUCGUGGAGUGUGCAGAGGAGCCCUGUGAUGCUUAUGAGGUGGUGCAGACCCAGCAAGGUUUCCGGUGUACCGUGAAGGCCCCCAGCUUGCUCUACAAGCAUAUAGUCGGAAAAAGAGGGGACACUAGGAAGAAACUAGAAGUGGAAACCAAAACUUCUAUUAGCAUUCCUAAGCCUGGACAAGAAGGAGAAAUUGUAAUCACUGGCCAGCAUCGAAGUGGUGUUAUUUCAGCUCGAACUCGGAUUGAUGUUCUUUUGCUCACUUUUAGAAGAAAGCAACCCUUCACUCAUUUCCUUGCCUUUUUCCUCAAUGAAGUUGAGGUUCAGGAGCGAUUCCUAAAGUUCCAGGAGGAAGUACUGGAGAAGUGCUCCAUGGAUCAUGGGGUUGACAGCACCAUUUUCCAGAAUCCCAAAAAGCUUCACCUAACCAUUGGGAUGUUGGUGCUUUUGAGUGAGCAAGAGAUCCAACAGACAUGUGAGAUGCUACAGCAGUGUAAAGAGGACUUCAUUGAUGACAUUUCUGGGGGCAAACCCUUAGAAGUAGAGAUGGCAGGGAUAGAAUACAUGAACGAUGAUCCUGGCAUGGUGGACGUUCUUUAUGCCAAAGUCCAUAUGAAAGAUGGCUCCAACAGGCUGCAAGAAUUAGUCGAUCGAGUGCUGGAACGCUUUCAGGCAUCUGGACUAAUAGUUAAAGAGUGGAAUAGUGUGAAACUCCAUGCGACGGUGAUGAACACUUUAUUCAGGAAGGACCCCAAUGCUGAAGGCAGGUACAAUCUCUAUACAGCUGAUGGCAAAUACAUCUUCAAGGAAAGAGAAUCAUUUGAUGGGCGAAACAUUUUAAAGCUCUUUGAGAACUUCUACUUUGGUACCCUGAAGCUCAAUUCAAUUCACAUCUCUCAGAGGUUCACGGUAGACAGCUUUGGAAACUACGCUUCCUGUGGGCAAAUUGACUUCUCCUGAGGUGGAUCUUGGGAAGUGCUAGAAGUUGAACAUCCUCACCGGGUACUGAGGGAAAAUACCUCUGUUUGAAUUACUGAAGAGGGACGGAAUAAUUUGGAUGGUGACUUUCCUGGGUGGCUCCACGCACAAACCAUGGUCUCUCAUGGUUGUCCCCAGUCCUCAAACUGUCUGUCAGCUAAAGUGGCUGCAGGCACAAGGUAGUGUAACCCGUGGCUUGUUCGUCUUUCAUAGGGUCUGCCUUUCUUUCUGAAGGUCUUCUCUGGAAUUGUACGUCUCAAGCCCAUUGGAGCUGAGAUUCACGUUAUUUCUUAUACACCUAUGGAUUUUCCUACAGCCAUUAAACUCUUUCAUAGUAGUACUUUAAAAGAGAAUUAAAGACCUGGUUUUGUUACUCUCUCCACCUAAAUCAAAUGUCUGCAGUUUUUAGAAGGUUUGAUUUUUACUUCCCUUUAGACCUAAA
Enhydra lutris kenyoni (northern sea otter) is the source of this 1735-nucleotide messenger RNA. Its product is annotated as activating signal cointegrator 1 complex subunit 1. The record is from RefSeq and is a predicted model, not a curated record. The transcript has 10 exons. Bases 202 to 1275 code for a protein of 357 amino acids. Gene Ontology annotation, biological process: DNA alkylation repair; regulation of DNA-templated transcription. Gene Ontology annotation, cellular component: nucleus. Gene Ontology annotation, molecular function: RNA binding. NCBI's taxonomy places the organism in Eukaryota, Metazoa, Chordata, Mammalia, Carnivora, Mustelidae.